Messenger RNA from Neltuma alba, 2684 nucleotides. Its product is annotated as zinc finger CCCH domain-containing protein 64. Gene Ontology annotation, molecular function: metal ion binding; RNA lariat debranching enzyme activator activity. Gene Ontology annotation, biological process: mRNA splicing, via spliceosome. Lineage: Eukaryota; Viridiplantae; Streptophyta; Magnoliopsida; Fabales; Fabaceae. The transcript has 11 exons. The record is from RefSeq and is a predicted model, not a curated record. Bases 90 to 1910 code for a protein of 606 amino acids. Gene Ontology annotation, cellular component: post-mRNA release spliceosomal complex.
AAAUCCGGACGGUUCUUCCUUUGGUCCUCGAGUUUCUUCUCCUCCCACACUGCCAGAGCUUCACUGCUGCUUCUCUGUUCUUCUCCACAAUGGCUCCGAGAAUCCUCCUAUGCGGCGACGUCAUGGGCCGCGUCAACCAGCUCUUCAAGCGUGUCUCAUCUGUCAAUAAAUCGGCUGGUCCGUUCGAUGCGCUUUUCUGCGUUGGUCAAUUCUUCCCGGAGUCUCCGGACCAACUGGACGAGUUCAUGGACUACAUUGAGGGUCGAACGCAGGUUCCUCUUCCGACUUACUUCAUCGGCGACUAUGGCGUCGGUGCCCCUAAAGUUUUAUUAGCAGCUUCUAAGGACCCUUCGAACCGUGGCUUCAAAAUGGACGGCUUGAGGGUUUGCGAUAAUUUGUAUUGGUUGAAAGGCAGUGGCAAAUUCACCAUCUUGGGGUUAUCUGUGGUCUAUUUAUCGGGAAGACAAUCAUUAGAUGUUCAACAAUUUGGCGUUUACAGUCAAGAUGAUGUUGAUGCUUUGAGAGCAAUAGCUGAGGAACCUGGAAUAGUCGACUUGUUCUUGACUAAUGAAUGGCCCAGUGGGGUUACAAAUAGAGCAAAUGUUUCAGACAUUCCUGCUGGACUAUCAGAUUCCAUGGGGAGUGAUUCAAUCAUAGCAGAGUUGGUGGGAGAGAUUAAACCACGUUAUCACAUUGCAGGCAGUAAAGGUAUAUACUAUGCCCGUGAGCCUUAUUCUAAUAUUGAAGCAGUGCAUGUGACUCGUUUCAUAGGGCUUGCUACUGUUGGAAAUAAAGAUAAGCAGAAAUUUAUUCAUGCAAUUUCUCCCACGCCUGCAUCCACCAUGUCCUCAACUGAGAUUGCCGUGAAGACCACUAAUACCACUGAGUCGCCAUAUGCAUUUGUGGAGAAAAGAGCUUCUCCAAAGGACACUGCAAAGAGAUCCAGUGAUAGUGUCUCUGAUUCUCAGUAUUGGAGAUAUGAUGUUUCUCAAAAGCGACAGAAACAUGGAGCUGGAGAUGGUGAUAAAUUGUGUUUUAAAUUUUUGUCUUCUGGUUCUUGUCCAAGGGGAGAAAAGUGCAAUUUUCGACAUGAUUUAGAUGCAAGGGAACAGUAUAUUAGAGGUGUUUGUUUUGAUUUUUUGAACAAGGGGAAAUGUGAAAGGGGUCCAGAUUGCAACUUUAAGCACAGCAUGCAGGAUGAGGGGGACAGCUAUGCUGAAAAGAGGCCAAGAUCUCAAAAUUCUAGCUCUAACAGAUCAAACGAGUGCUGGUUUUGCUUGUCAAGCCCCAAUGUGGAGUCACAUUUGAUCGCUAGCAUUGGAGAAAAUUACUACUGUGCAUUGCCUAAAGGUCCACUUGUUGAAGACCAUGUGCUGCUAAUACCAGUUGAGCAUUUGUCAAGUACAUUAUCACUGUCAACGGAAUCUGAACUUGAGCUUAGUAAAUUCCAGAACAGUCUAAGGAUGUAUCACAAGAAUCAAGGAAAGCAAGUAAUCUUUUUUGAGUGGGUUUCAAAGCGUAGUAGUCAUGCAAAUCUUCAGGUCGUUCCUAUUCCAACUUCCAAAACAACACUGGUUGAAAAAAUAUUCAAUUUAGGAGCAGAAAAGCUGGGAUUUAAAUUUGUAUCUAAAAAGUUUGAUAGCGAUUCUGAUGGAAGAAAAUUUUUGAGGACACAAUUUGAUGGGAAUUCAAGUUUGUUCUAUGUUGAACUACCAGGAAGCACAAUAUUGUUGCAUCGGGUUGAAGAAAAUGAGAAAUUUCCUGCCCAAUUUGGUCGUGAGGUUGUAGCAGGCUUGCUCAAUAUAGCGGAUAAGGCAGAUUGGAGGAAUUGCAAAUAUAGUAAGGAGGAAGAAACAAAAAUGGUUGAAGAUUUUAAGAGUCGAUUUCAAGAAUUUGAUCCAAACUGUUGAUUAUUCAUUCAACGAAUUCUCCAUAUACAGCCGCCACUUCAUGCUCAUUGAGGUUCCAAGUCUUGGUGACUUCAUGAUCACAUUGGACCUCGAUUGCUUAUUUUGUAUUACCAGUCCUGUGGUGAUCUUCACUUUCAUUAGACUGACUGCUUGUAACUUGCUCGGCUCAACCAGGGGUGAAGUUCGAUGUGCAACCUUCUGCACACUGUUUAUACUGUCAUUCUUGCUGUUUUAAGUAUUAAGUUAGAAGGUACUGGCCCAUGGUGCCGAAGUUCAUAUCAUAGCAUUCUCCCUGCGUAUAGUGGGUAAUGAGCAGCGUCACAGUCUUGGAACUUUCGCCACGAUCUUUUAACCACAGCUGAGUAGCUGCUUAUCGAGCAUAGACACAACCGUCAUGUUCAAUUGCUCUAUGCACGAAGUUGAGAACGGUUUGUUGUUGGGAAAGAUUGGGGGCUAAGUUUUUGAAGGUGGUUGUCUCCCCAGUCGAAUAUGCAACUUCUUAUGGAUCUUAAAACAUUUACACUUGCAGUGAACUAGAAUUUGUGUUUGUAAUUGGCAAGUUACCAGUAGAGAAUUUUAUGACUUCAUAGUCUUGUGGUGCUCCAAUUUCAAUGUUGUUUUGGCCAUUAUUGUCUAAAAUGUAGUCUUAACUGUUGUUGUGACCUUUACUUGGGAGUUAAUAUUAGGACAUUAGCUUAUAUUUUAGCUUGUACUUCAAUUCACUAAAGUGCAGCAAGAAUUUUAGAACAUGAAGUUCAUUAAGAUUUCAAGAUU